Messenger RNA from Cladophialophora immunda, 3570 nucleotides. RefSeq lists its product as hypothetical. The coding region runs from base 379 to 3351 and encodes 990 amino acids. Gene Ontology annotation, biological process: tRNA 5'-leader removal. Gene Ontology annotation, cellular component: ribonuclease MRP complex; nucleolar ribonuclease P complex. NCBI's taxonomy places the organism in Eukaryota, Fungi, Ascomycota, Eurotiomycetes, Chaetothyriales, Herpotrichiellaceae. The record is from RefSeq and is a predicted model, not a curated record. The transcript is spliced from 2 exons.
UGGUGAGCCUCCCGUCCAACGCCCAAUGGCUCCGCCAGCACAGAAAGCCGGGCAAAAGCGCAAGGUCGCCUUUGACCAGCCAGGCCUUUCCUCGGCUGCGCGCAAGCGACAGAAAAAUCAUGAUGCUCGAGCCAUUCCCGUCCAACGCCCUGAGGCAGUCGUCUCUGCUGGCGGGGAACUCAAUGUGGCUUCGUUCAUCAAGGCCCGAGAGUUCGAGAUCGGGGCUCUGGAGAAGAGCAUGCGCAGGGCAAAGAAGCAAUUGUCCUCGCGAGCGUUCCAACAAGUUCCGAGGCAUAUGAGACGGAGAACAGCCAGUCAUAAUGCCAAAAAGGUGCCGCGAAGGCUGCGGCGGAGGGCAGAGCGGGAGGAGGACUAUAGAUGAAAGACGACAACACACCUACGGUCACGAAACGGACGCGAACUCCUUCGCGGAAACUGAGACUGCGGCUGGAGACAGCCAAAGCGCUCAAGAGGUUCAACCAGAACCACAAGACGGUGCGCCAGAGGAAGAAAGAGGCCAAGGCCAAUGCUCAGCAACCUGAUCCUGAAAACCAUGUCCUGACUGCGCGUGUGCCACGGUUGAAGAAGAACAAACUGGCCGAGCCCGCGAAAGCGACCACGAAAUACAAGAGAAGGCAAGUCAACAAGACGUGGCUGCCGACGCACCUUUGGCACACGAAACGCGCACACAUGACUCGACCCACGGAGCCCCUGUGGAGGAUGUCCAUCCCAUUGAGCCCUACGGAAAAGAGUUACAGACCGAGUCACCGAGCAGCGGGGAACCAGGGAUGCAUAGCCUGGGAUACCAGCUAUAUGUCUACGGUUUCUUGCCUGGGGACAGAGACGGCGCUUGAUAGCCUGCUGAAGGCCCUUUCUUUCAGCCCACAAGGGCUCUCGCCGGCCAUGCAUAAGAAGUGGAAGGCUGGUACCCGAUUUGCCCGUGGAUGGGUCUCUGAACGGGACAACGAAAAGCGUCCUAUUGCACCGGUUAUGGUGGUCUGGUUCAAGCGCACGCAGGACGAGACGGCGAAUCGCCAGGACGGUCAGGACGCAGACAAGAUGGAAGUUGACAUGGGCGACGUGUCUCGAAUUCCUGCGGGCAAAGACCAGAUGGAGGGCGAGGAGGGCGAAAGAGCUCCGUCUGUACCUUCGAAGACCAAAACGCCGACAGCAAAACGGAAGACCAAGCUUAGUCACCAAAUCCUGAUCCAAGUCCAUCCAUCUGCAUUCUAUCAGUGCUGGCAGGAGUUGUUGAAAGUUGCCAAGAUGCAGAAACCGCAGGUUCUGAUUGAGGAUUUGCGGUUUGAGAUCGGAAGUAUCGAGGUACAAGGUCCAGGUUCGACGGAAGCUUUACUGGGCGUGAUCCGUCCUUUUCCCACGCCCGUUGAAGCUGCCGAUUCGAUGUCAUCGUUGUGGACGUCCCUCGCUGGACUCAACAACCCCAGUAUCCUGCCGCAGAACGCUCUGCUUGCAUUUGAAACGGUCGAUCCGAGGCUCAACCACCCGCCCAAGCGGACCAAGAUUCCCAGCACCUCCGAACUGAGUCUCCUGGAUGAGAUCCUCGUCUCCUGGCCGCCCGACAAAAGGCCGACCUCCUCCGCGCUACUCUCGCACAAGGCACGCUGGCGGAUCAGCAACACCCUGCCAUCACAAAAAGCGAUCAAUCGACGAAGAGCACUCGCGGCACCGGGCCAUGUACCGCCAGUCGCCGACAAAGAUCCCCAGAUCCCGGUGAUCCUUUUUGCGUCGAGAGCGGAGAACAGUGCUUCCAAAAACGCCCAGGGGACUUGGACUGUGCUCCUUCCAUGGACAUGCGUCGAUCCCGUGUGGCGCUCAUUGAUGUACUAUCCUUUGUCAUCCGGUGGUACUCCGCGUUUUGGGGGUCUGCGCCAGAAACAGCAGCUAUCGUUUGAGCAAAAAGUACCGUGGUUCCCGGGAGAUUUUCCCGGGACUGGGGCAGGACAAGCCUGGGAGCGCACUGAGAGCGAAAAGAGGUUCGAUUCAUGGAUCAGGCGACCUCCCAAACACAGAAUCGCCUGGGACACUUUGGAUCUGGGGCUAGGAAGGCGUGGGGAGAUUGGGAGAGGCUGGUCUUGUGAUUGGGAGGUUUUGUUCGAAACCACCAAAGAUCCAGCUCUCAUCGAACCGCCCGACCCAGACUUGGACAAAACCACCCCUACGCAGAAGAAGGCGGUCCCACUGCUUACACAGCGACAGCGAAAAGCAGCCAAAGCUCAAGCAGCCCGAGAAGCGGAGCAGAAAGAUCCGGCCCGUCGACGCAAUACAUCCAGUCCUGAGAGUGAAGGAGAGCCGGAAAUCGUACCGGAACUUGUAAAAGAAGUCAAAUAUACCCAACUGCUGCCGGGGCAGAGCAUAUCCUUGUUGAAACAGCCGUCAAAUAUCACUCUCCCGUCAGUUCCUGUUCUGGUCACAGUCCGCAUCACUUUGGUCGACAAAGGAACCCCGUCUCCAGCAGCACGAAUCUAUCGCCUCCCGUCGUCACCGAAACCAGGAGCACUGCCUUGUCCUACUGAACCAGUGGCAUCCGGGACAGACAGGUCUCAGCAGACCCAGCCGCAAAGCUGGAACUCUGAUGGACCGCCGCCUGGGCAACGUCCACCCUCAACCAGUCUCACGGGGACGUCAACGUCGUCCACUACCACUGUGCGCGACCUCCGCUCCCGCUGGCUUGCUCUCGACCACCAUUUCGACGUUCCCACACAAACCAGCCAUUCACGCCUCCCGAAGAUCAAGACCAACAAAUUCUCCGCCCCGCGUCACCAAGCCAGCUAUCCACGUGAAUCGCUCGCCAAGAUCAAUGUGCUCCCCAAGAAUGCCCCGGAAGAGAUCGUGAAGAAUUUUGGACCGGACAGUGCGUUUGGGAGAGGGGAUGGGGAGAUCCCCAAGGAGCAGCCGCCACCUCCAAAGCAGAACAACAAAGGCAAGGCAAGGGGGAAGGAGAGAGGAAAGGAGAAGAAGGCGGUCGCUCAAGCAGAGAACGGCGAGACGUUGCCCAAACCUCUGGAUCAGGCCUCUGGCGGGAUGGAAGACCUUGCUGCCCUCAUGAUCAACCCAUUCAGCGAACCGACAGAGUGGGACAAACACGUGCCUUGCCCCGACCCGCACGACCUUCUCGGGUUUGUCACGAGUGGUGGGUACAAUCUGGCUGAAGGUCGGGGCACGGCUGUGGGCAGCAUUUGGGGCCAGCGGGUGAUUGAGGGGUGGCAAGAAGACUCGGUGCAGUAUGACGGCGUGAGCGACAAGCAGAAGGACAGGCAGAGGAGGUUAUGUGUUGUGCGCAACGCCGGUGAGAGUAUUGGGCGGCUGGGCAUUUGGGAGGUUUGUUUGUGAGUGGGCAUGCUUUGGUGUGUAGUUUAUGCCAUACCUGCAAGGCAGAUGCCAUGAUGCCACCGUGGCAGUGCAUAAUGCACUGCAUUUUUAGUCCCUACCAGAAGAUGGGCGGGACCGCGAGCGACGAAUGAGAGAGCGAAGGACAAACCCCUCGUGCUCUCUCGCAAAUACUGGUUUUGCAAGGCGUAUUACAUGCUCCUGAGGGCUGGGUGAGGUGAC